GAUAAUUUCGGAAGGUUGGUACGAUAAUACGCUGGGAGCCGUCUAACAUCCCUGCUUUCAUAUGUUUUUUGUUUUCAUGUGAUUGUCAAAAUACAAAAUACAAGCGUCAAACAUGGGGCUUUUCGGGAAAACGCCAGAAAGAAAUCCAAAAGAACAGGUUAAUGAAUGGUGUAGAAAACUCAGGAAAGAAAGCAGCCAACUUGAACGUCAAAUAAGAGCUAUUCAACGAGAAGAAGACAAAAUUAAGAAAUCAUUAAAGGAAGCUGCUAAAAAAGGGGAAAAAGAUGUGUGUGUGAUUUUGGCAAAAGAUAUUGUACACGCACGAAAAGCAAUUACCAAAAUAUAUACAAGUAAAACACACAUUAGUUCUGUUCAGAUGCAAAUGAAAAAUCAGCUUGCUACCUUAAGAGUUGCUGGUUCUUUAAAGAAAUCAACAGAAGUCAUGGCAGCAAUGCAAACCUUGAUUCGGGUACCAGAGGUUGCUGCCACCAUGAGGGAACUUUCAAAGGAAAUGAUGAAGGCUGGUAUUAUUGAAGAAAUGUUAGAUGAAACAAUGUCUGAGAUGGAAGACUCAGAGGAAAUGGAAGAAGAAGCACAGGAUGAAAUUGAUAAGGUGCUAUGGGAACUUACUCAAGGUGAACUUGGCAAGGCUCCAUCUGCUGUCACUGAUUCUCUCCCAUCAACAGCACCGGAGUCUUCUCUUGCAGAUGAAGCAGGACCUUCAUCAGCUGGACUAGAAAGUGAAGAGGAAGAAGAUUUAGAAGAAAUGAAAGAGCGCCUCUCUGCUCUUCGCAGUUAGACAAAUCUGAUUGUUUUAAAUCUCCUGCACUCUCAAAGCAUGGUUGGUUUGCUUUCUUAAAAACUCUUCCUACUAAGGUCUGUAAGUCAGACUCAGUUGACAAUUUACUAUGAUGAGCUUGAGGCAGUAUUUCUAGAGGAUUGAGACUGCUAGGCUGAAACAGAACUAUAGAUGUAGUAAAGGUCUGGGAAGCACUCGUAGCAAAAGUUGCUUUUGUUUGAUCAUCUAUUUAACUUUUAUCUGUUGCACUAUAAUUCUGUUUCUGUUUUCUGCCUAGGAGUUAAAAUAUUUUUUAUUCUACUGUAGGAUAAAAUGGCAGAGCUUAAUUUACUAUGGUACAGUAGGGUACGUACUGGCCUAGAAGAAAUAAUGAAUGAAGAUAUACUAACAAAUUUUGAUUCAGAGUAAAACUACAGUACUUUGUUAAAAGAACUAAGUUCUAGUUGUGCGUGUAUGGGAACAGUUUUGUCCGUCCUCUUGUAAUGCAUACUAUGGCUUUCUGUUGUAUUAAAAUAAUAAUGUCAUCAAGAAAUACAAGCAAAUUCUACUCUAUUUUCAGCCCUGUAUUAUCAGUCCUCAAGCUUUCAAAAAGUUUUUUGAGUCAGUUCCUACGUAUUUUACAUCCAUACUUUUAAUGUGCUGUUUAACCUGUUGAUGCAAGGAAGAAAAACAGUGUGAAGAGUGUUUCUAUGAAUUUGCAUGAUCUUCAUUGUCUUACUGUACUCCCUGUUGUUGCGCUUGAAUAUUUUUGAAGCUGACCAAACUAUUUAGUCUGGUCUUCUUUUUUUGCCGAAUUCUAUAACUCCAAAUGUAAAAUAAUUAUUACAAGCGUUGGAUACUAUUCUUUGAUGUUCAAUAUAUAAACUACUUACCUAAUUCAUAAUUGUUAUGAAUGUUUUGUUACCAUUUAAUGUAUUUAUUUGUAAGGAUCUUGAUAAUAUUUGACUGCAGUACUCUGCCUAAUAUUAAUUUAAAGUAACCUGAAAAAAAAAAAUGUUUGCUAUUUUCUUAUAUUCUAUUUGAAAUUCUCAUAGAAUUCAAGUGUUUCAUUGUAUGUUUUAUAGUCUUUAGCACUAACAUGGAAAGAAAUACACAUGUCUAUAAAAGUUGGAACUUUCUGAAAUCUUUUAGUCGGGAAGUUUCUUGUGUUUGUUUAUAAGUAAAGAAUGACUUUGAUUGCUUGUUCA
This is a messenger RNA of Frankliniella occidentalis (western flower thrips), 1986 nucleotides long. RefSeq names its product charged multivesicular body protein 3 (gene Vps24). Bases 113 to 799 code for a protein of 228 amino acids. The transcript is spliced from 6 exons. Gene Ontology annotation, biological process: late endosome to vacuole transport; endosome transport via multivesicular body sorting pathway; protein transport. Gene Ontology annotation, cellular component: multivesicular body; ESCRT III complex. Lineage: Eukaryota; Metazoa; Arthropoda; Insecta; Thysanoptera; Thripidae. The record is from RefSeq and is a predicted model, not a curated record.